This is a messenger RNA of Pseudophryne corroboree (corroboree frog), 3320 nucleotides long. RefSeq names its product zinc finger MYM-type protein 1-like. The transcript has 10 exons. Bases 319 to 3285 code for a protein of 988 amino acids. NCBI's taxonomy places the organism in Eukaryota, Metazoa, Chordata, Amphibia, Anura, Myobatrachidae. The record is from RefSeq and is a predicted model, not a curated record. Gene Ontology annotation, molecular function: protein dimerization activity.
GAACGGGUGCGAUAAACUUCCAUAAUGUGUCCCUUGUGUGAGGAAGCGGCGGCCAUUUUUCCGAAGACCAGUCAUCUCCGCUUGUGGUCAAGGCACUCUCCCAGUCCCAGUCAGACACGGCGAUUAAGUAAGAAGGGUAAAGAGACCUUGUUAUAUCUCGCAGCAGGAUUACACAGCAGUGAAGAAGAUAUCUGGUGAAUGUGAGACAUCCAAAUAAGAGACAAUGAGCAGAAGAUCCUGGAACUCACCAACAAGAUCAUUCAGCUGCUGACUGGAGAGGUUCCUAUAAGGUGUCAGGAUGUCACUGUCUAUCUCUCCAUGGAGGAGUGGGAGUAUGUAGAGGAACACAAGGAUCUGUACAAGGACAUGAUGAUGGAGAAUCUCCAUACCCCCUCAUCACUGGAUGGAGCCAGUAACAGAGAUUCCCCAGAAAGAUGUCCCCAUCCUCUUUAUUCCCAGGAUUGUACAGAGGAGAACCACAGGACCCCACAGGAGAAUCAGGGUGAGGAUCUGACCGAUAUUAAGAUGGAAGAUAUGGAGGGCAAAGAAGAGACAUAUGUCACGGAUAUCAAGGCAGAGGAAAAAGAGGGAGAAGAAGAGAUGUCUAUGACUGGUAUUAAGAUAGAAGCUGUAGAGGGAGAAGAAGAGACUUAUGUGAGGGGUGACCAGCAGGAAAUCCCUACAGAUAUCAGCACAGAUGAACCCAGUAACAGAGAUUCCCCAGAGAGAUGUCCCCGUCCUUCUUAUUCACAGUAUUGUACAGAGGAGAAUCACAGGAUCCCACAGGAGGAUCAGGGUGAAGGUCUGACUGAUAAUAAGGUAGAGGAUAUAGAGGGAGAGACGUAUGUGAGGGGUGAUCAGCAGUGUAAGGAGGAGGAAAUCCCUGCAGAGAUCAGCACAGAUGGACCCAGUAACAGAGAUACCCCAGAGAGAUGUCCCCGUCCUCUUUAUUCCCUUGAUCAUACAGAGGAAAAUCACAGGACCCCACUGGAGGAUCAGUGUGACAGUCUGGCUGAUUAUAAGAUAGAAUAUAUAGUGGGAGAAGAAGAGGCGUAUGUGAUGGGUGAUCAGCAGUGUAAGGAGGAGGCAAUACCUAGAGGUAUUAGCACAGACUGUGCCACAGAUCCUAUUGCUUUUCCUGCUUGCCAGUCAGCUGUGCGAAGCCUCAAGACGAGUAGUACAGUUCAGGGUUUGAAAUCUAUUCAGUUCAGCAGACUGACUCUUGCAAAACAGUGCGAGGUGAAGAAGCGCGGGAGGCCAACACCCCUGCUUGACAUCAAACAGCGCUCUGUGAGCCGCAAAAAAGAGUACACAAGAAACUUCAACCUUGAUAUCUACAAGAACCACGAGUGGCUUUGCGGCUGUGACGUGCAGAAUGCUCUGUUCUGUUUCCCAUGUCUCUUAUUCGGAGGAGACGCUGCAUGGACCGACAAAGGGAUAUCAGACUUGAAGAGACUCAAUGAAAAAAUAAAAAAACACACCGCAACGGAGAAGCAUGUUAACAAUUCAUUGAACCUGGCCUUACUCGGCUCAGUCAGCGUACGGACAUGUAUUAGCGACGCGCACAAAGAAAUGAUAGAGCGCCACAAUGCUCAGGUGCAUAAGAACAGGGAAAUUCUUUCCAGGAUAAUAAACUGUAUUAAGUUUUGCGGAAUAAAUGAGUUGGCAUUAUGGAAGCAUGAUGACGGGAAGGAAUCAGAGGAUCCUGGAACAUUUGUGGAGCUGUUGAAAUACACAAGUGAAAUCGAUUCAUUGUUAACGGACCAUUUAGCGAGCUCUUCCACGUGCAACUGGACAUCCAAGUCUGUCCAGAAUGAUUUGCUGGCAUGCAUGCUAGAUGUGUACAGGGAAUAUGUUUUGGAGGAAGUCAUGCAGGCGGAAUUUAUUGGUGUGAUGGCAGAUGAGACGACGGACGUCACAAGUGCUUUCCAACUGGCACUCGUCCUUCGUUACUGUGACGGAAACGGAAACCCUGUUGAAAGGUUCUGGGGUUUCUUUGUACCAACUGGUCAAGAUGCGAAUGCGAUAUCCGAGUGUAUCCUAAGUCAGCUAGAUGUCAUUUUGAAAAGCGAAAAACACAAGCUAAUCGGACAGAGCUACGACGGAGCAGCAGCGAUGAGUGUUGCGAUGAAUGGAGUGCAGAUGAAAGUGAGAGAAAUAUACAGAAAUGCCCAUUUUGUACACUGUUUCGCACAUCGGCUAAAUUUAACAAUGGAGAGGGCAGCGCGGCAAAACACAAGAUCUAGAAUAUUUUUCGCAAAUUUGUCUGCUAUUCCGGCUUUCUUUUCUAGAUCUCCUCAUAGAUCGGCCGUUCUCAAUUCUUGUGCAGCAAAGAGAAUGCCAUGUCCUGGGCCGACAAGAUGGAAUUUCAGAUCAUGGACAGUGAAUGUAGUGUGGGAAAAGAAAGACGCACUCCUGGAAUGUUUCCAGACACUUGAAAAAUCGGAGACAUCCAGCAACACCACAAUAAAUGAAGCUUCUGCACUAAUUCACGUUCUCGGUGACCCAGAGUUCAAUUUUUGGCUCAACUUUUUUCAUACGGUUACGCCACAUGUUGACAUCCUGCACAAGCAAAUGCAGAACCGACGGAUAAAUGUACACACUGCCCGAAGACAGGUUGCAAAGUUUGUAAACGCAGUGAUUGGCAUUCGAGCUGCAAUCGAUGAAAACACUGAAGAAGCUGAACCCAGUAGACAGAACAAACGAAGGUAUUUGCAAGACAACCAAACAAGAGCUGCUGCAGCAAGAGAAGUCUGUGAUGUCAUCAUCACCCAAGCUAACACCCGUUUCCAAAUCGCAACACAUCUGCAAGUAUCGGUUCUUCUGUGUGCACAGAAUUAUGGGAAAUUUAGACAAUCUUUUCCAGAGAAAGAACUACAAGAGUGCAUGGAAGUCUUCCCCUUCUUUGAGAAGGAGAAAUUGCGUACCGAGCUGGCUGUGCUGUAUUUUCGGGAGGAGUUCCGAGAUCUUGAUGAUGCAGUUCAGUUACUGCAGUUUCUGCUAAUGAACAAUCUGCAGUCUUCAUUUAGUGAAGUGGUGAAGCUGCUACGGAUUGCUGUGACCCUCCCUCUUACAUCGGCCAAGCCAGAACAUUCUUACGCCUGCUUAAAGAGGAUAAAGACUUAUUUACAAAAUACUAUGAAAGAAGAAAGACUUUCAGCUCUUGCAGUGUUGUCUGUAGAAAAGUCUGUGGUGAUGAAAAAUAUACCCGAUUUCAAUAACAGGGUGAUAGAAAAAUUUUCUACCUACAAAUCAAGACGUAUGGAGCUGAUAUGCAAAUAUUAAACUACUGUAUUCUGUUGUCUUAAUUUCUUAGAAUA